Messenger RNA from Alligator mississippiensis (American alligator), 6697 nucleotides. RefSeq names its product serine/arginine repetitive matrix 2 (gene SRRM2). The coding region runs from base 135 to 6443 and encodes 2102 amino acids. Gene Ontology annotation, molecular function: mRNA binding. The record is from RefSeq and is a predicted model, not a curated record. The transcript is spliced from 15 exons. NCBI's taxonomy places the organism in Eukaryota, Metazoa, Chordata, Crocodylia, Alligatoridae.
GCCCGCGGUCCGCCAUCUUCCCGGCCUGCCCCGCGCCGGCCCCAGGCUCCAGCCUCUAGGCCCAGCGUCGCGGAGCGGAGCGGCCUGGUCCGGCCCGGGCCCGGUCUGGCCGCCCCCCUCCCCCCGGCGGCGCCAUGUACAAUGGCAUAGGGCUGCCCACGCCCCGGGGCAGCGGCACCAACGGCUACGUCCAGCGCAACCUGUCGGCCGUGCGGCACCGGCGGGAGCGGGCUGAGGACGAGGGCGCCCGGGCCGAGCCCGCCUUGCUGAAGCGGCCCAACCAGGACAUCCUGGACCAUGAGCGCAAGCGCAAGGUGGAGCUGAAGUGCCUCGAGCUGGCUGAGCUCAUGGAGGAGCAGGGGUACACGGAGGGGGAGAUCCAGGAGAAGGUGGCCACCUUCCGCCUCAUGUUGCUGGAGAAGGACAUUGGGGGCAAGGACAUCGACACCCCUGAGGGGCGCCCCACGGUGACGGAGACCCACCAGCUAGCCGAGGCAACGGAGCGUAAGAACGAGCGACUCCGCGCCGCCUUCGGCAUCAGCGACUCCUACGUGGACGGCAGCUCCUUUGACCCCCAGCGCCGGGCACGCCCUGCUCCCCGUCCGCCUGACCCCGUCCCGCCCCACAGCCUGGUGCGAGAGUCCAGCAGCUCCCGGUCUCCGUCCCCCAAGCAAAAGAAGAAGAAAAAGAAGAAAGACAGAGGGAGGUCAGAGAGCCGGUCACCCUCACGCCGAGAGAGGAAGAAAAGCUCCAAGAAGAAGAAACACCGAUCAGAAUCAGAGUCGAAGAAGAGGAAACACCGGUCCCCAAGCCCCAAGAGCAAGCGCAAGUCCAAGGAGAAGAAGAGGAAGAGGUCCACCAGCGAAUCACAGAAGGGCCGGCGGGAACGCUCAUCUUCACCCGACUCCUCCGACUCCUCGGAUACCUCCCGCAGCAGGUCCCGAAGCACCACGGCCCAGAAACGGGGGGCCCCAGCCCGGCGGAGUGAGACGCCCCCGGCCCCCUCACGGCGCCGGGGAGAGACCGAGGGCACCUCCAAGCCCCCUGCUGAGAGGGAGCGGUCGACCACCCCUGAGCCGGCCCGGAGGGGCCGCAGCACCAGCCCCCGGGACAAGCGAGAGAAGCCACUACCCAAGCGCAGCCCAGAACGCGACUCCCGCCACCGUUCACCCUCCCCUCCCCACACCACCCCCUUCCCCAAGGCCCGUGACCAGGACCGCCCCACCUCCCCCUCCCGGCCCAGCUCCCCCUCCCCUGCCCGCCACCGGUCCAAAUCCCCCCGCUCAGCCUCCCCGGCCCCCCAGGCUUCACCGCCACGGCCCCGGCCUCGCUCCCUCUCCCCGGCUCUCCCCGUGGCCAAGGCCUCCGACUCCGAGGCGUCCUCCCCGGAGCCCCCAAAGAAAUCCCUCCCCCUCCCCCAGCGCCGGGACCCGUCCAGCUCCCCUGAGGACCAGCGCCCGGCCAAACCGGUGCCUGCCAAGUCCUCAGCAGCCCGCCGCGACCGCUCGCCCACGCCCUCUAAAACCUCCAAGUCGCGAGGGACUUCCAAGAGGGAUGGGUCGCGCUCCCGAACCCCUGUGACCCGCCGCGGGCGUUCCCGCUCCUCCCGCACCCCCCAGCGCCGUGCCCGCUCCCGCACCCCCCAGCGCCGUGCCCGCUCCCGCACCCCCCAGCGGCGUGGCGGGGGCAGGUCCCGGUCCCGGACACCGCGGCGUGGGCGUUCCAGCCGCUCCCGGACCCCCCAGCGCUGGGGGAAGUCAAGGUCACGCACGCCACCGCGCUGGGGCCGGUCUCGGAGCCCCCAGCGGCGGGGCUUGUCCCGCAGCCGCAAUGCUGGGAGGUGGGCGCGGUCGCGCAGCCCGGCCCGCCGCCGGUCCCGCUCCAGGAGCCCAGCUCGCCGCGGCCGCUCCCGUUCCAGGACUCCGCCCCGGAGAGCUCGGUCCAGGUCCCGGACUCCACCCCGGAGAGCUCGGUCCAGGUCCCGGACCCCAGCCCGGCGCGGUAGAUCGAGAUCCCGGACCCCACCGCGGAGAGCUCGAUCUAGAUCCCGGACGCCGGCACGACGUGGGAGGUCAGUGUCAUCUCCCCGCCGUGAGCGCUCGCAGGUCUCCCCUCGCCGCAGCCGGUCAGCAUCUUCAGGGGAUCGCCAGCGGCGGAGACACACCCGUGGCGCCACUCGCCGCAGCCGCUCCGAGUCGUCGCCAGACCUGAAGGCCCCCAAGAAGAAGGCGCGGGUCUCGGCCCGCCGCAGCCGUUCGGCCUCCCGGCGCCGGUCCCGGAGCCGCCGCUCGGCUUCAUCCCCGCCAGCCCCCAAGUCACGCACGCCCCCAGCUCGCCGGCGCCGCCGCCGCUCGUCCAGCUCCACACCGGCCCCCAAGAGGCGGUCACGCACCCCAGCCAGGCACCGCCGUCGCAGCCGGUCCCGCUCCAGCCCUGAAGCCCUGAGGAAGUCACGGACACCACCCCCACGGCGCAGGAGGAGCCGCUCUGCCUCGUCCCCUCCACCAGCUACCAGGAGGAAGUCAAGGUCACCACCACGUCGGAGCCGGUCAAAGGAGAAGGGGCAUGUGGCUGCUCGCCGCAGUCGGUCCACCUCCUCCCCAGAGCUACGGCAGCAAUCUAGAGCCAAGGCCUCGCCGGAGCCCAGGAAGGCGUCUAAGUCCCCAGCUGCCAGGGGCAGAUCCCGGGGAUCUGUGGAGCCCAGGAAGACGUCCAGAUCCCCACCAACAAGGGGCAGAUCUCGGGGAUCUCCAGAGCUCAGGAAAGCUUCAAAGUCUCCGCCUGCCCGGGGUAGGUCAGGGGGGUCUCCAGAGCCUAAGGCCACUUCAAGGUCCCCACCCUCCCGGGGCCAUGCAGAUCUGAAGACCUCUAGAUCCCCACUGGUGCGAGCUCGAUCCAGGGGAUCUCCGGAGCUGAAGAAGCCUUCUCAAUCCCCACCAGCUUGGGGCUGGCCCCGGAGCUCUCCAGAGCCGAAGAAGGCCUCGCCAGUGAGGGGGAGAUCCCAGGUUUCUCUGGAGACGAAGACUAUCUCUAGAUCUCCCCCUACCAGGGGCCGGGUCAGAGGCUCUCCAGAGCUGCCGGCCAUCUCUAGAUCUCCGCCCACAAGAGUCCGAGCGGGUCCCUCUCCAGAUCCAAAGAAGGUUUCUCGGUUCUCUCCGGAGCUGAAGGCAACAUCCAGAUCGCCCCCAAAGGCCCGGCUUGGGGUCUCUCCAGAGCCCAGGAAGGCCUCAAGGGGGUCUCCGGACCUGAAGAAGAUGUCUAGGUCUCCACCGGCACGGGGGAGAUCUCGGUCACCCAGCCAGGCCCGUUCAGGCUCCUCCCCAGAGCUGAGGAUGUCCAGAUCCCCACCUGGGAGGGCACUUUCGCCUGUCAGAGGCCACUGUGGACUCUCUCCAGAGCCCAAGACAACAUCCAAGUCUCCGCCUCCACGGAGCAGGGCAGCAGCCUCUCCAGAGCCCAAGAAGACUUCCCGGUUAUCACCCUCCCGGGGCCGAGCCAGACUAUCUCCAAUCACAAAAGAGAAGUCCAGGUCACCGCCGUCCAGGGGCCGGGCUGGGUCAUCCCCAUUAACGAGUGACAAGUCCAGGUCACCGUCAUCCAGGUCCCGGGCCAGAUCAUCCCCAGUAAUGAAGGACAAGCCCAAGUCACCCUCCGCAAGGAGCCGAGUGGGAUUGUCCCCGGCAGCUAAGGACAAGUCGAGAUCUCCACCCAUCAGGGGCCAGUCAGGUGCCUCUCCAGAGCCCAAGAAGACUUCUAGGUCCCCACCGUUGAAGGCCUGGGCUGCAGCCUCUCCAGAGGCGAGGAAGGCGUCUCGGUCCCCGACUAUCAGGGCCCAAUCCAGGGCCUCACCAGAGCUGAAAAAGACAUCCAGGGGCCGGUCGCGGUCACCUCCAGAGCUCAAGAAAACAUCAAGAUCCCCGCCCGGCCGAGCUCGAUUGGGGGCAUCCCCAGAGGUGCCAGGCAGAUCCCCACCUGCCCGGAGCCGCCAGGGGGCUUCUCCGGAGCUGAAGAAAGUCUCAAGGUCCCCAACAGCAUGGGACCGGGGCCGGACAUCUACAGAAGUGAAGACUACAAGCAGAUCCCCACCCGCCAGGGGUGGCGAAGGUGUCUCUCCAGAGCUGAAGAAAGGGUUGAAGUCUCCAGCAGCACGGGGCUGGGCUGGGACCUCUCCAGACCCCAAGGUGACAUCGAGAUCUCCACCCACCAGGGGUUGGGCCAGGUCAUCUCCAGAACUGAAGAAGGGUUCGAGGUCUCCAGCGCGGAGCCGAGCCGAGUCAUCUCCAGAGCUGAAGAAGGGUUCGAGGUCUCCAGCACGGAGCCGAGCCGGGUCGUCUCCAGAGCUGAAGAAGGGUUCGAGGUCUCCAGCGCGGAGCCGAGCCGGGUCGUCUCCAGAGCUGAAGAAGGGUUCAAGGUCUCCAGCGCGGAGCCGAGCCGGGUCGUCUCCAGAGCUGAAGAAGGGUUCAAGGUCUCCAGUGCGGAGCCGAGCUGGGUCGUCUCCAGAGCUCAAGAAGGGAUCGCGGUCUCCGGCACGAAGCCGGGCUGGGUCAUCUCCAGACCUGAAGAAGGGAUCAAGGUCUCCGGCGCGAAGCCGGGCUGGGUUGUCUCCAGAUCUGAAGGACAAAUCCAGGUCACCGCCCUCCAGGGGCCAGGCUGGGUCAUCCCCAGUUCGGAGCCGGGCUGGGUCAUCUCCAGAGCUCAAAAAGGGCUCUAGGUCUCCAGUAGUGCGAAGCCGGGCUGGGUCAUCUCCAGAACCCAAGAUAAAGUCAAGAUCACCGGCACGGGGCCAGGCCAGGUCAUCACCAGAGCUGAAGAAGGGUUCCAGGUCCCCGGCUGGACGGGGCCGGGGUGGGUCAUCUCCAGAAUCCAAGAUGGCCUCCAGAUCGCCACCAGCACGGGGCCGGACCGGGUCUUCUCCAGAGCUGAAAAAGGGGUCUAGGUCACCAGCGGUGCGGAGCCGCGCCGGGGCCUCUCCCGAGUUGAAGAUGAGGUCGCGGUCUCCACCUCCAAGAGGCCGAGGGGGGUCACCUUCAGAGCCCAAGAUGAGACCGAGCUCUCCACCACCGCGGGGCCGAGCCGGGUCCUCUCCGGAGCCCAAGACGGCCUCCAGGUCCCCACCCACCCGGGGUAGAUUCAGAGCUUCUCCAGAACUAAAGAAGCUCCCCAGCUCCCCACCCUCCAGGGGCAAGGCCAUGGGGUCUCCGGAGCCCAGGAAGGCAUCUCGCUCGCCCCCCGCCCGGGGCAGGUCAGGGGUCUCUCCAGAAGCCAAGAUGUCAUCCAGAUCUCCGCCUGUGAGAGGCCGGGGCGGGUCCCCCCCAGAGCCCAAGAUGGCCUCCAGGUCCCGCCCCUCGCCUUCGCCUCCUCGCCUCAGCCGUGCCAGCUCAGGGGCCCCUGCCACGCCCCGAGGCCCCCUGAGGAGGAGGGGGGCAGCCAGCCCACCAUCGUCCCCGGAGAGCCCCCGGGCCUGUCGGGGCAAAAGAGAGGCGUCGGCCAGCCCGGUGCGACCCCGCUCUCGGUCCCCACCGAAGCUGGACGUGUCCCGAGCCCCCCAGGCAGUGGUUCCAGCUCCUCCAGCCACCACCCGGCCCCGGAGCAGCGCCGCCCGGGCCUCCCGGUCCCCCCCCAUCCUGGAGCGCUGCCCCCCUGCCCCCGGCCCUCAAGGUGAUGCCCCCGGCCUGGCAGAGAAGCCCCGGUCCUCCUCAUCCUCUUCCUCCUCAUCAUCCUCAUCCUCCUCCUCCUCCUCGUCCUCGUCUUCCUCCUCCCGCCAGGGGGCCAAGGCAGAGCCCGAGGCCCUGCCCCUGGGCCCAGCCCCACCCCCUGGGCCCUCUGGCUCCUCUUCCUCUUCCUCCUCCUCCUCAUCUUCAUCAUCAUCCUCCUCGUCGUCCUCAUCCUCUUCGGAUUCAGACUCGGACUCCAGCUCCAGCUCGGCCCCGGGCAGCCCGGCCGGACCCCCGGCCCCCAUCGCCCAUGCACAGCCGCCCAGCCCCACGCUGAAGGAGCCCGGACGUGAGGGGCGCCCCCCAGAGGUGGCCAAGCGGAAGCGGCACUCCAGCAGCUCCAGCAGCACCUCAUCGUCAUCCUCGUCUUCGUCCUCAUCCUCCUCGUCCUCUUCCUCCUCCUCCUCGUCUUCGUCCUCGUCUUCGUCCUCAUCCUCCUCGGAGCCCUCCCCCAAGGCUGGCACCCAGCCCCCGCCCAAGCCAACCCCUAAGAAAAAGGCCUCACCUGAGCAGAGGAGGUCCCGCAGCCCCCGGAAGCCGAUAGAUUCCCUGCGCGACUCGCGCUCCCUCAGUUACUCGCCCGUUGAGCGCCGCCGCGGCCCUUCCCCUGCCUCGCCCAUCGCCCACGACCGCCACAGCGACAGGUCUGCUCAUCGGAGCCGCUCGCCCGGGCACAAGCGCCGGAGAGACAGCGCCAGCCCCCGGCGGCGGGACUCACGGUCCCCCUAGAUCCACCCUCCCCCCAACACACACACACCAACCCCCAAAACCCCCCGGUUUUGGUUCAUUCCGGGCAGAAAAUGGCUUAUUUUUUGGGGGGGGUCGUCGGCAGUGACAACAUGGCUCCCGCCUCCUCUUCCUUUUGGGUCCUGAAUACGUUUGGGGGUUUUUUUUGGUUUUUUUCCUUUUUUCUGUGAAUUUUACAGAUAAAAAAAGACAAAAAAAACAAAAAAUGAAGGGAAAAAAAACAACCUGCCUCCCUC